This is a messenger RNA of Camelus dromedarius (Arabian camel), 5063 nucleotides long. It is a transcript of the gene EPS8L1, whose product is annotated as EPS8 signaling adaptor L1. The coding region runs from base 2549 to 4774 and encodes 741 amino acids. Gene Ontology annotation, molecular function: actin binding. Gene Ontology annotation, cellular component: ruffle membrane; vesicle; plasma membrane. NCBI's taxonomy places the organism in Eukaryota, Metazoa, Chordata, Mammalia, Artiodactyla, Camelidae. The record is from RefSeq and is a predicted model, not a curated record. The transcript is spliced from 20 exons. Gene Ontology annotation, biological process: regulation of Rho protein signal transduction; Rho protein signal transduction; positive regulation of ruffle assembly.
GCGCCUGCGCUGGCCGCACCCUCCCCCUUCAGACCCACCCGUCCUCCUUCAGACCCAGGACCCCUGGCCCCUGAUUCCCCCUGAACGCCUCUGUGAGAGCACUUCUCCACCUGCACCUGGAGCAAGGGCCUGGCUCAGCCAGCACUGCGUUUGUCUUGGCCCAGAGCCACCGUGACCUUGGGCUGGUGGCCUCCCUACUCUGAGCCUCUGUCUUCUCUCUCCAUGGGGUACCAAUCUGCCUCACAGAGAGUAACCGGUCUGCUCCUUCCCUCGGACCCCAACCGAGGCUGGGCCAAGCUCAGAAAACGUGGCACGGAGGGGUGCGUUACAGACACAGAGUGACAGAAGCUGGACACAGAGAAGCGCAGGACGCCGUGCCUGCUGCACAGGGGAGAGCCGCUCGCCCAGCACAGCACAUCGGUGUGUCCAGCCGCGCACAGCACCCCCGCUGGCUGGUCGGCCCUCCCCUCCGUGGCUCAGGCAGCUCCAGACCUGGAACACUCCUCCCUCAUCCUCUAGGCCACAUGGGGCUGCCAAACUUGCCCUUCAGGUUUAGCUGUGGCCGCCCCUCCUCCUCCAGGAAGCCUGCCCUGACCCUCGGAGUGGCCACUCCUGGGCUUCUGAGGCACCCUUAGCAACUGCCAUUAUAGUACCUGUGGAAUGAAAACCUAUCUGUGUGGUUGCUAACACUCACCUAGCAUUUCCUCUUCUCCGGUUACUGCACUGAGAGCUCCCAUAACCUCCUUUGAUCCUCCCAGUGCUGUGAUCCCCAUUUUAGAUUUGAGGAUCUGGGGCACAGAGAGGUUAAGUAAUUUGCCCAAGGUCACACAGCUAGAAAGGGGCCAGGUCACGAGGUGUUGGCGCAGAGUAACAACAAAGGGAACAGGGUCUAAACUGUAUGGCCUGGGUUCAACUGUCUCCACCCAUUAUUAGCUGUGUGACUGUAGACAAAUAACUUGCAUAUGCCUCAGCUUCCUUGUGUGUAAAACAGGGAUAAUUGAACCCAUUUCAUAGGAUGCAGUGAGGUUUAUAGAAACGUACCCACACAUACACUGCACUCAGAGGAGGACAGAAGCACACAAUAGGUGUUACCAGAAUUAUUACAUGGCAAAGCCAGCACUCGAACCCACAUCCACGUGGGCUCUUUGCCAUCCCAUCACACAGUUGAUUAUCUUUCUUUCUCUCCGUUGUUUCAUCCCUGUCAAUCUAGGAUCAGGGUGUGUUCAAUGAAGCAAUGAAGCAAUAAUGCACAGGAAUGCACCAAAUGCAAAAACUCAUUCAUUCAACCCAUGUCACUCCAGUCCUUACUGUAUGCAAGAGCUGAUUCUGCAUGCUGCAGGCAGACUGGGGGACUGAGCAUACAAUGGUCUUUGUCCUCGGGAAGCUUACAUUCUAAUGGAGGAGACAUAAAAUAGACAAAAUGAACAGGUAACACAGUGUGUUAGACGGUGAUAACUUUCAGAAGAGCAAAGUGUUGGUCUGAGGGGGAGAGAUUAUGAAGGAGGGGAGGGUAAGGGCUGCUGCAUGUUAAAUGAGGUGGGCAGCCAGGCCUCUCUGAGGUGGUGCCGUUGGAGCAAAGACCUGGAGAAAGUGAAGGAACAAGUCCUGAGGAUAUCUGAGGAAAGAGCGGUCCAGGCAGAGUACAGCAAGUGCAAAGGCCCUGAGGCAGAACGGCAUCCGGGUGCUCAAGGAGCAGCAAGGAGGCCAUGUGCUGCAACAAGGAAAGAGAUAAGGCCUUGUGGAAGGCCCUCUUUUAUCCAGAGAAACAGGGAGCCAUUGAAGGAUUUUGAGAAGGAAGUGAUGUGAGCUGACUUAGGUUUCUCUGGGGCCCCUGCAUGGAGACUGGACUGGGAGAUGAAGGCAGCAGGGAGACCACUCACUGCAUGUGAAACCUUGAGCAAGUCUCUGAACCCUUAUAGGCCUCAGUUUCCUCAUCUGUGAAAUGGAGACACCCAACAUGCACCUGACUGGGGUGGGAGAAGGAGUGGUGUCUAUAAUUUAGUUAGCAAGGACCAUGGCACAGGGGAAGUUCUCAAAAGGAGAUUUUAUGCGUGAGGAGCCUGUCAACUUUCAUGAUGUCCUUGAAGCUCUGCUGGCCAUUGAGUCUCACCUCUUAUCAUAGGGAGUUAUUCAGGGAAAUUUCCAAAGGAAGAGGGAAGGGGAGGGGGUGGGAGCGGAGGGCACUGGUGAAGACAGGAACCCCAGACAGUAGGUGUGCGCAGAGCAGGGAUGGACACCAGCCUUAGACACGGAAAGAUGGAUGGCCCUGGGGUCAAAGCCCACCCUUCCACAUGGACUGUGAACAAGUGGAAAUUAACUUUGCAGAGAUAUCAGGAGAAUUCAAAGGGGGGAUUCCUGUGCAGGAAUGUGACACCAGAUUACUGUUGUGAUCGUGCUAGUGCUGGGAUCGAAACACUUGUAGCUCUGGCUGCCCUGAGGACGUCCCAGCCCCCACCCUGGGUCUUUCUGCUGCCAGCCCCACCCAGGGGCCACUCCAGCUAGGCUGGACCAGGGCUCCAGGCGGUGGGAGCUCCCCAUUCUCAGCAUCAUGAGCGCCACCAGUGGCCCAGAAGCUUCCCCCAAAUGGAGUGCCAAGUCCAUCUAUGAACAGAGGAAGCGUUACUCCACAGAGGUUAUGGCCGAUGUUUCCCAGUAUCCAGUCAAUCACCUGGUGACCUUCUGCCUGGAUGAGGAGGAUGGCGUGCACACGGUGGAAGACGCCUCGCGGAAGCUGGCCCUCAUGGACAGCCAAGGCCGCAUCUGGACCCAGGAAAUGCUACUGCGCGUGUCUCCCAAACACGUCGCGCUUCUCGACCCGGACUCCAAGGAGGAGCUGGAGUCGUACCCGCUGAGCGCCAUCGUGCGUUGCGACACAGUGAUGCUGCCGGGCCAGAGCUGCUCACUGAUGCUGCUCGUGUGCCAGGACUCCGAGCGCACGCAGCCCGACGUGCACUUCUUUCAGGGCCUGCGUCUGGGGGUGGAGCUGAUCCGAGAGGACAUCCAGGGGGCUCUUCACAGCUACCGCUCGGGCCGCGGGGAGCGCAGGGCGGCGGCGCUCUGGGCCACGCGAAAGGAGCUGCAGCUCCAUUCCUUGCCCGCCGCGGAGACCCCUCCCCUGCAGCACCGCCCGACAGUCCGCGCUGCGGUCAGCUGGGUGGAGCCGGCCGCGGGCUGCGGGCGACCCCAGGUGGAUCCCAUCCCAGAAGCAGAAGAGGUGCGGAGGCCCGCCCGGGCGGAGGCCUCCAGCAGCCCUGACCUGGCCUCCCGGGACCUGGGCCCCCACGGCCCCGACCUAGCCAGUCUGCAGGCGGAGCGGGACGUGGACAUCCUGAACCACGUGUUCGACGACGUGGAGAGCUUCGUAUCCAGGCUGCAGAAGUCAGCGGAGGCGGCCCGAGUGCUGGAGCACCGGGAGCGCAGCCGCAGGACCCGGCGCCGGGAGGCGGGGGAGGGCCUCCUGACGCUGCGGGCCAAGCCGCCCUCAGAGGCCGAGUACACCGACGUGCUUCAGAAAAUCAAGUACGCCUUCAGCCUGCUGGCCCGCCUGCGCGGCAACAUCGCCAACCCCUCCUCCCAGGAGCUGCUGCACUUCCUGUUUGGACCUCUGCAAAUGAUUGUGGACGCUUCGGGCGGCCCCCAGUUCGCGAGCGGCGUGCGGCGGCCGCAUCUGACUUCCGAGGCUGUGGCGCUGCUGCGGGACAACGUCACCCAACGUGAAAACACGCUCUGGACCUCGCUGGGAGACUCAUGGACCCGCCCGGGGCUGGAGCUACCCCGGGAAGAAGGACCCCCAUACAGACCUGAGUUCUGCAGCGGCUGGGAGCCCCCAGCCACUGACCCAGAGGGCGGCACCUGGGACGACCCAGUAGAGAAACAGCUACAGCACGAGCGGCGGCGCCAGCAGCAAAGCGCCCCCCAGGUCGCUGUCAAUGGUCACGGAGACCAGGAACCAGAAGCUGAGCCCCAGCUGGAGGGGGAGCCGGCCAGGAAGUGGGUCCUAUGUAAUUACGACUUCCAGGCCCGCAACAGCAGCGAGCUGGCCGUGAAGCGGUGGGACCUGUUGGAGGUCCUGAAUGACGAGCGCAAGUGGUGGAAGGUUCGGGACCAGCGCGGGCAGGAGGGUUAUGUACCCUAUAAUAUCCUGACACCUCACCCGGGGCCGCCGGGGGGCCACAGCCAAAGCCCUGACUGCAGCCUGGAGAACAGUACUCCUCCUCCCGCCCCCGGAUCAGCGCGGGCCCUGGCUCCCGCUCCCCCUCCGCCGCCAGCCUUGGCUCCGGCUCCCUGUCCCCAGCCAGCACCGGCCCUGGCUUCUGCUCCGGCUCGGUCCCCCCGGGACAGCAGCGAGAGCCUCAACAACAUGGACUCCAGAAAACAGGAGAAAUUCUCCCAGAUGCUCUGUAUCAACGAGGAGCUGCAGGCACGCCUGGCCAAGGGCCUCACGGGCCUUAGCCGUGCAGCCGUGGGGCCCCGCGCCCCGGAGCCGCAGCUCAGCCCGCGCUCCAACGCCUCGGAGGUCCGUGCCUGGCUGCAGGCCAAGGGCUUUAGCUCGGGGACCGUGGCCGCGCUGGGCGCGCUGAGUGGUGCGCAGCUAUUCUCGCUGCAGAAGGAGAAGUUUCGGGAGCUGAGCCCCGAGGAAGGGGCGCGCGUGUUCAGUCAGGUCUCGGUGCAGCGUGCGCUGCUGGAGGACAAAGAGAAAGUGUCAGAGCUGGAGGCAGUGAUGAAAAAGCAAAAGAGGAGAAUGGAAGACGAGGUGAAAACGGAGGUCCUUUGAUCCUUCCCCGCGCCUCCGCGAAGUUUCGAGGCAGCCCCGCGGGAGAACGGACUCUGCAGACUGCCCCCACCAAUGGAAGUAGAUCCUUCCAGGGAUUGCGGACCUGUUCCAGCCGUGGUCUUACCUCAUCCUGGUAGACAUACUGGCCCGUCCUUGCUGGAGUCUCCUGAGCAGGUACUCUCGGGUUGGCCAAGAACGGACAUAGAGACAAUUUAGGGGAAGCGCAUGUGCUCGGGAGCCCUGUGCAUUGUGAUACGCUGCCCAGUCUAUAAACAGUCUCUUCUUACCA